Messenger RNA from Cetraspora pellucida, 1140 nucleotides. The record is from the annotation of a GenBank genome assembly. Lineage: Eukaryota; Fungi; Glomeromycota; Glomeromycetes; Diversisporales; Gigasporaceae.
AUGGCUUGUAUUACAACAAAUAUUCAAAGCCAAAUUCAUAAUAGUGGUAGGUUAGAUGUUAGUACUUUGAUACAAUUAUCUGAAGACUUAUUGAAGCUUGAAAGCUCACCAGAACCUGAAGGCUCAUUAGAACUUGAAAGCUUAGUGGAACCUGAAAGUGUAAGGUCUAAAAACCUACUAGAACUAUCUGAAAAUAUACUUUUUCAAAAAGGCAAAGCCUACUACUCCCUUGAAGCUUUCAAAUAUGUGGUCGAUCAAUAUUCAGAAGCAAAAGGGUUUAAAGUUAUUUACAAUAAAGAUAGCAACCGCAGUAAUGGCUUCUGUCGCACUCAAGUUUUCACUUGUGAUUAUUAUAGUCAAUUUAAACCCAAGCCUAAAGACCCUAACAAAAAGAAUAAAAAUGUGGAAUCUAAAAAAUAUAGUUGUCCAUGGGUGUUUACAGAUGUUACUAAUCAAAGGCAUUCUUAUUGUGCUGCUGGUGCAUUGCUUCAGAACAAGACUCAUUCCAAUAAUGACCUUCCGAUGGCUGAUGCUAUUUGUUCUAUUCUAACUGAUAAACAUGGUACAAAGUACAGGUUUUUUGAUAGUAAAACCAUACUUACUGAUUUUCUAGCUGUGUUUGAACAAGCAUUUGGUGCUUGUAAGGAAGCUGAGGAUAUUUUUAUAUACAAAGAGCUUAUUUACCCUUCUCAUUCUAAUUCCAAGAACUCUAUUGAAAACCAAGCAGCUAAUUCUAGUAACAAUGGGUUGUGUUGUUUUAAAUUAUCAAAUUAUGAAAAACCUGACACUAUAUGUUGGGUAUAUUAUGAUGGCUGUACACUUACUUGCAGUUGCCAUAAUCUUAAUGAAUCUUCUAGUGAAUGUGUCUCCAAACUUCAAUAUAUGCAUAUUAAUCGAUUAUUAGGAGAAAUUGCAAGUAAGAUUGCAGUUGACUCUGAUAAAUAUGUGGACUUUACAUUGUAUCUUGAGAAGUAUUUAGAAGCUCUGUAUAUAAAUACUGACAAUGGUUCAAAUUCAACCUAUGUAGAAAAUGUGACAGCAUCUUUACAACUUCUAGCAAUUAACAAUUUCCCUAAGAGCAAGGCAGUUGAAGGCCAAAGAAAGGAAGAAUCAGGUCCCAAAAAAAGAAUACAUCUGUAG